CCAUCUUACGUAACUCUACGGGCAUUUAAUUAAACAACCUCCUUUGUCGACGAUAUACACAUCGUUUUCCGCUACGUAAGCCGCUUUACUCUCGCUCGUCCAAACAUCCGAAAAUUCCCUCGGCCGGCUUUCGACGCCUAUUUUUUUUCUGCGGAAGUUACAAUUACGGCAGGGGGCGUUUCGUCGAACACGUGCUGCGACAAUGGCUGGCGGCGUCGAAUUAGGCGAAGUGGUGAUCGAAGGAAAGACCAAGAUCGUCUACAGGAUCAAGGACGAUGCCGAUCGGGUGGUCCUGGUGUCCAAGGACCGGAUCACCGCCGGGGACGGAACCAGGGCCCACGACCUGGAGGGAAAAGCCAAGAUUUCCACCGCCACCAACUGCAAGAUUUUCGAAUUUCUGAACGCAGUGGGUGUGAAAACACAUUUUGUCAGAAGAUUAAAUGAUACUUCUUUUGUUGCCCGGUACUGUGAGAUGGUACCCAUAGAAUGGGUUACCAGGAGAAUAGCAACUGGCUCUUUCCUGAAAAGAAAUGUUGGGGUGCCGGAAGGUUAUCGCUUUUGUCCGCCAAAAUUGGAAACGUUUUUUAAGGAUGACGCAAACCAUGAUCCACAGUGGUCCACAGAACAGCUGAUUUCGGCCGGACUCCGGGUAGGUGGCGUGGUCUUGGGUCCAGACGAGGUGGAUAUCAUGCUGAAGACCACGGCCACGGUCUUUGAGGUGCUGGAAAAGGCCUGGUCCAGUCUGAAUUGUAGUCUCGUCGACAUGAAGGUCGAAUACGGAGUGAUUCCCUCGACUGGCGAAAUUGUUCUCGCGGAUGUCAUCGACAGUGAUUCUUGGCGUCUCUGGCCAUCUGGCGACAAAAGGUUGAUGGUCGACAAACAGGUAUAUAGAAAUCUCCAAGAAGUGACGCCCAAAGAUUUAGAUCAAGUGAAAAAGAAUUUUACAUGGGUGGCCGAACAAUUAGAUAAAUUAACACCUAAACCAACAUCACAAGUGGUCAUUUUAAUGGGAUCACCCUCGGACGCAGAACAUUGCGAGAAAAUUGGCAAGCACUGCCAAAAACUAGGCAUUCCGUACGAACUGAGAGUUACCUCUGCUCACAAGGGAACUGACGAGACACUGAAUAUACUUUCUCAGUACGAAGGAGAAGGGAUUCCCACAGUGUUUGUAGCAGUUGCCGGCAGGAGUAAUGGGUUGGGACCAGUGACUUCGGGAAAUGCGACUUUUCCAGUCAUUAACUGUCCGCCCCUCACCGCCGACUGGGGAAGAGAGGAUGUCUGGUCUUCCCUCCGUUUGCCUUCAGGUCUGGGUUGUCCAACCAUCCUGAAUCCUGACGGUGCAGCCCUCUGUGCAGCCCAGAUACUCGGGCUCAGAGAUCAUGUGAUCUGGUCAAGACUGAGAGCCCAGAAGUUGAACACCUGGAUCGGAUUGAAACAGGCAGAUCAGAAGAUGAAGAUGGGGCAAAAGUAAGAAAAUUGAACUGCAUUCCAUUGCAAAACAUGGAUUUCUGGGGACCAAAGUAAUUUAGGAGUAAUUUUUGUAAUGACAUUUUAUACGAGAAUAUGUAAUAUUUUUUGAAAUUAAAUAAAUGCACAAAUUUCAAGAGAAUGAAAUAAUUUAAUAACCUGAGAUGAAACAUAUAAAUGUAACUUUAUAUAUAAUCUUGCAAAAUAAAAGUGGUAUAACAGA
Molecule: messenger RNA, 1690 nt
Organism: Centruroides sculpturatus (bark scorpion)
Lineage: Eukaryota; Metazoa; Arthropoda; Arachnida; Scorpiones; Buthidae
Gene: Paics
Product: multifunctional protein ADE2-like
Exons: 8
Coding region: 203-1471 (422 amino acids)
Biological process (GO): 'de novo' IMP biosynthetic process
Molecular function (GO): phosphoribosylaminoimidazolesuccinocarboxamide synthase activity
Source: RefSeq, a predicted model, not a curated record